GGCGUCGUCCCGCGAUGGGUCGAGCGGUGCGAUGACGCGGCGAGGGACGUGGAGGCGAUACGGACGAGCCUGCGCGGGUUGCGCGAGGCGCACGCCAAGGCGUUGCUGCCAAAUUUCGACGACGUCGCGGGCGAGGACGUCGUCGCGGAGGCGCUGACGAAGGAAGUGACGAAACUGUUUAAGCGGUGCGAUGUCGCAAUACGGAGCGUGAGCGAGACGGGGGAAGGAGAUGGGGAGGAGCGCGUGCGCGUCAACGCGCAGAGAAAGUUGGCGAUGGAGUUGAACAAGCUUUCGCAGGAUUUUAGGAAACAGCAGAAGGAUUAUUUAGCCAAAUUGAAGUCGCAGCAAGAUCGAGGACCGGGAGCGGCGGGUCUGGACUCGUACGCGCAGUUCAGCGGCGCCGGCGCGGGCGCGAGCGCGGGCGGCGGCGGCGAGUCGAUGCUGCGUAUGGAGAUGUUGAAUCGCGCCGAGACGGUGAGCAUCGAGCGCGAUCGCGAGGUGAUGAAAAUUUUGGAGUCCGUGCAAGACCUCGGGGCGGUGAUGAAGGACUUAUCCGCCCUGAUCAUCGACCAAGGGACGAUUUUAGACCGCAUCGACUAUAACUGUCAAGAGGUGGCGGCGUCCGUCGAGCAAGGACGAAAAGAGUUGGUACAAGCCGAGAAGUCGCAAAAGCACAGCGUCGCCAUCGUGUGCAUUUACAUUUUGCUCGUCAUGGUGAUUUUCAUGACGUUCGUCGUCAUC
Messenger RNA from Ostreococcus lucimarinus CCE9901, 741 nucleotides. RefSeq lists its product with no specific name. The record is from RefSeq and is a predicted model, not a curated record. Gene Ontology annotation, molecular function: SNAP receptor activity; SNARE binding. Gene Ontology annotation, cellular component: membrane; SNARE complex; endomembrane system. Gene Ontology annotation, biological process: vesicle-mediated transport; vesicle fusion; intracellular protein transport. Lineage: Eukaryota; Viridiplantae; Chlorophyta; Mamiellophyceae; Mamiellales; Bathycoccaceae. The annotation marks the transcript as partial. The transcript has a single exon.